Messenger RNA from Anarrhichthys ocellatus (wolf-eel), 3246 nucleotides. It is a transcript of the gene oprd1a, whose product is annotated as opioid receptor, delta 1a. The record is from RefSeq and is a predicted model, not a curated record. Gene Ontology annotation, cellular component: neuron projection; plasma membrane. Bases 231 to 1358 code for a protein of 375 amino acids. NCBI's taxonomy places the organism in Eukaryota, Metazoa, Chordata, Actinopteri, Perciformes, Anarhichadidae. Gene Ontology annotation, molecular function: G protein-coupled enkephalin receptor activity; neuropeptide binding. The transcript has 3 exons. Gene Ontology annotation, biological process: neuropeptide signaling pathway; G protein-coupled opioid receptor signaling pathway.
GGGGCCACUUUGUCCUCGUCUUUUUGGAUAGAAAACAGAAGAACAGCCUAAAUUCUUUCACGCAGAGCCUCUCUGCUGCUAUACUUUUUUUUUUUUUGGGGGGGGGGGGGACUUCCACUAUUUCUCUCCACUUCUUGCCUUCAGUCGGACAAGAUUUCCCCUUCCAGAUAACAGUACGAGCAAGUUUUCAGCACCUCGGGUCGAGUGCACAGCGCAGCAGCGGCAGCAGCAUGGAGCCGUACACGGUCUCAGGAGCGCAGCUCUCCCUGUCCGACCUCUACUCCGUCAUCCCAUACAAUGUCACCUUCCCGGACGGGGAGAUGGGUGACAGGCUGCAGAACUACACCGAGCAGCAGGGUCCGGUGAGGAGCACCGGGGGUAUGAUCAUAGCUAUAUGCAUCACGGCUCUCUACUCCGUCAUUUGCGUGGUGGGACUUCUGGGCAACGUCCUCGUCAUGUACGGGGUGGUCAGAUACACCAAGAUGAAGACGGCCACAAACAUCUACAUCUUCAACUUGGCUCUUGCCGACGCCCUCGCCACCAGCACGCUGCCCUUCCAGAGUGCCAAAUACCUCAUGAACACCUGGCCGUUUGGGGAAGUCCUGUGCAAGCUCAUUAUUGCCAUUGACUACUACAACAUGUUCACGAGCAUCUUCACCCUGACCAUGAUGAGCGUGGACCGCUACAUCGCUGUGUGCCAUCCAGUCAGAGCGCUGGAGUUUCGGACGCCGGUCAAGGCGAAAAUGAUCAACGUGCUCAUCUGGGUCCUGUCCUCUGCGAUUGGGGUGCCCAUUAUGGUCAUGGCUGUGACCAAAGUGAAGGAUAAUGGUAAAACCAUGUGCAUGCUGAAGUUCCCUGACCCUGACUGGUACUGGGACACUGUGACAAAGAUCUGUGUCUUCAUCUUUGCUUUCGUGGUUCCUGUGAUGGUUAUCACCAUAUGUUACGGCCUGAUGAUCCUGCGCCUGAAGAGCGUUCGUCUGCUCUCAGGCUCCAAGGAGAAAGACCGCAACAUGCGCCGCAUCACCCGCAUGGUCCUGGUAAUAGUGGCAGCCUUCAUUAUCUGCUGGACCCCCAUUCACAUCUUUAUCAUCGUGAAGACCAUGGUGGAGAUCGACACAAGGAACCCCUUCGUGAUAGCCAGCUGGCACCUGUGCAUCGCCCUGGGCUACACCAACAGCAGCCUUAACCCUGUCCUCUACGCAUUUUUAGAUGAAAAUUUUAAGCGGUGCUUCAGGGAUUUUUGCCUUCCCUGUCAAACCCACGUGGAGCAGCACAGUCUGACAAGAGGCCGUAACAACACAAGCGAGCCAGUGUCCGUCUGUGCUCCAACAGAAGCGGAAAAGAAGCCGGCAUGACUAGGCAUGGAAAGGGUCCCACACAGCUCUCGCUCGAGGAGGAUCCAGCAAGAACUGCAAUCAGAGAUCACCCAGAUCUCCACAACAGAGUUUUAAAGAUCAUAAAGAGAAAAAGCUACUCUCAAAGAACAGAGUAGUGCUGAUUAUUCUCUCCAAUUUGGCUGACUGAACAUUCAAAAGGAAUAGCUAAAGAGAACGGAAAAUAAGUUUCACUCUCUUACUUUUCUGUUGAAGUUCUGAUAACAAAAUGGAAUCAAAUGUGACGCCUUACAAAGGCUGAGACACUAGAUUGGGGUGAUAGCCCAAAGAAUAUAUUCAAAUGUAAGCAAGAUUACGAAGCAGAGCAUCCCCAGCUCACAAUUAGUCUGCCCAAAUGGAACAGAAGACAAGUGUACAGACCUUUUUGAUGAUACAAAAUCAUCUGCAGAUUUCUAUCUUGUCAAGCAAAAAAGGUAUUGUUCAAACAUCAUUAACCAGAGAGCAUUGUGAUAAAACAGACUGACUCACAGGGUACAGGAUUGUAACAAAAGAUGGGAUUCUGAAACAAUGUGAUUUUCAUUUCAAUCGUUUCAUUUCUUCUAAGGAACACUUGCCUUUGCAUUCAAAGAAACAAAAGAGAUUGUGGUGAUAAAGGAGAAUUUUGACUUUUUCAUCUGUAUCUUUACCAUCAACACAAAAAAGUAGCCUUACAGAGCACGACUGAUACCCACCGACAGCUGGAUGAAUUAUAGUAAAGUUUGUUGCACAACAAGGUCAACCACUCUCUACAUUGAGAAAUAGGGGAAACUUCAACAACAAAAAAGGGACACUUGUUGUUUGUUUGUUUUUUACCUUUAGACUCCGCCACCAUCAACUGUGUUUAAAGAAAAAACCUGGACUCAAUGUUCCAUGGUUCUGAAAAGGUCUGUCACACAGGACAUGGAAUCCCAAUCAAGCCCAGUUCGUAAGGUUUUGUGCUCAGAUGGAAAAAUCCAGAAUGGCAUUGGACCAUAUGCAUGGAUUUCUAUGGACGUCUCUUUUCUGCACGCCUACUUGACUUUCGUGAGUGGUGUCAAGCCUGCAGACAGCCUCUGAGCAGAAUGAGCAGAAUGGCAAACAUGCUACUGAAUAAUAAUGUUGGCACUUCACUUACUUCGUUGGUUUAUUGUUUGAAAGAAAUGUGUUGUCAAUUAACACACCAAAACUCGGUCUGGGAGCAUCUUCAUCACAGAGAUGCCGGUCCUUGAAGUCAACAAACAAACAGCUUCAAGGCGAUUACUGAUCUGCAUUUAAAUGAUCUUAAAGCCUGUCAACUGGAAUAUAUGUGGCCCAUUUUAGGACAUAUUGACUGGUAAUUUACUCCGGGUAAUUUAUUUACUCCAAGAGAUGAUGACAUCAAUCAAAUUGGAGACAUUCAACGAAGGAUGCCGUUCAAUUAAUGAUCAUUUCAACUCUGCAUACCAGAUGAUGUAUGUCAGAGGUGAUUAUGCAGAACUUAACUAAAUUUGCUCUCAUGUGGAAGUAUUUUGAAGGCAAAAUAUGAAGGCAAACAUGUCAAAAUGCGGCAUAGUUUUGAAUAAAGUUGAAAUGCUAAUUUAAAGUGGUGAAUGUGGAAUAAAUAAAACCUAUCCAAACUCAAUGUAAAUCAAAGAAGAUGAGAGUAAAGUCCCCUUUAGCUAUUUGUGAUGGUCUCUAUUUAGAAUUGACUUGACCAAUGAAAAGAAACAUGUCAAUAAAUGUGAAUUUGUAGAUAACAUAAAGCUUUUGCAUUUGAACAAAUUUGGCUUCAGCCACAGUUAAAAUGACUCUGAGGAGUACCUGUAGUUCUGUAUGCUUUCUGUACACUUUUUUAGAUCAUACUAUUUCCACACAAUGCUUUUGACUCAUGAGGCUUCAAUAAAAUAAAAAA